AUGUAUGCUUUAGCUUUUGCGGACAAUCAGAACUGGGCUGCCGCAGGCGUGCUACCGGACGUGCACACCGCAGAGCCGCCACAGCAACGCACCUCCGGUGCUACAACAAAAGAGAUGAAGCGAAGUUCGUUGUUUGGAAAGUAUGGCAGCGGCGGGCAGUGGCAAGCGCCCGAGCAGGUGCGUCUGCUCUAUGAUCCGAGCAGCAAGGAGGUGGAUGCGGUAAGUGGAUGUGCGGUGAAACUCGAGCGGCCUCCCCUCUCCUAUUUCGGUCUGUUUUUAUUGCAGUUCCUAACACGGGUCGAUCGACUGGUGGAUGAUAUGAAUACGAUGGAUGCACUGUUUAUUCAGAUUAAGAAGGGGCAUUCGAAGAUUCUCGCGGAGCCGGGCGAUCACUCUGAGCUGAAGGCACGUCUGGAUUCAACAGUGCAAACCUAUACGUCGAUGCUGGGCAGCACUCAGAGUGCCUUAAAAAGUGAGGUGCUUUUUAUGCCAUAUGUUUCGUUGUGCUUGUCACUUGAACUUCACUGUUUCCAGUUUCCUCAGCUGCUUGGCUUGAAAGCGGAUGUUGAAAAGGAGUUUGGAAAGUCCACCAACCAAACGGCACCGACUGCUGAAGCACGUAUCAAAAGAAACCAGGUGAUGGCGCUGACAAAGAAGUUCGAGCACCUCUUAUUUGGUUUUAAUGAAGAGCAGUUAGCCUACAGGAGCAGAUGCAGACAUAAAUUCAUAUCGUAUUUGAAAAUUUCAAACUUCACCGUCAAUGAUAAAGAACUCGAUCAUGCCAUUAGAACAGCAUCUUUAUCGGAAUAUACCAAAAGGUUGAUGUUGGCUGAGCCUGAUAAACAAGCGCUGUACGGUGAAGUGAAAGCUCGGCAUGAUGAUAUUUUGAAGGUAGAAAAAAGUAUAAUUGAGCUUUAUGGUUUGGUCCACCAGUUGGGUACACUGCUCGAGGAACAGGGUGAAGUGUUAGACAAUAUUGAAAGAAAUGUUGGAAAUGCGGCAGAGUAUGCAAACAGAGCCAAUUUGAACAUUGAUAAUGCGAGGUCGGUGAGGGCAAGCGUCCGAAAGAGGAAGAUUUGCCUGGUGAUUGCGCUCAUCGUCUGCAUUAUUAUACUGUUCGGUGUGGGAACGAUGUCAUUCUGUUUCUACGUGCCGUUUGUGUGCCGCUGA
Gongylonema pulchrum is the source of this 1170-nucleotide messenger RNA. Lineage: Eukaryota; Metazoa; Nematoda; Chromadorea; Rhabditida; Gongylonematidae. The record is from the annotation of a GenBank genome assembly.